CUGUUCAUUUCUAUUAGGCCAACUGAUGAAUAUACACAGUUGUUAAAAGCGAGCGCACAAACGAUCUCACUCUCACGACCCGCUCUACCUCCUUAGCCAUAGCCACCCAGCACGUUUGUCGAGAAAUAUGCAGCACAUCUCUUGCCAAUGAAGACUUUAUCACCGCAGACACACACACACACACACAGAUAGGGAGAAAGAUAGGGAGAGAAGGGGAGAGAGAGAGAGAGAGAGAGUCAUGUGGCCAGCACCAGCAUGACAGAUAUACAGCACUGGGAUUCUAUAUAAAGUGUGAAGCUGUCAGGUGCGGGACACUGGCUGCUUUGCGGUGGAUGAAGACUCGCUACAGCUCUAAAUACCCAUAGAUUCAAAUAAUGUCUCACCACUGGGGAUACGACUCGAACAACGGACCCGACUCAUGGGUACAUAACUUCCCUAUUGCCCAUGGACACCGCCAGUCUCCCAUUGACAUCGUACCUGGUAAAGCCCCACACGACGCCAAGCUGAAGCCGCUCAUGCUGAAGUACGACCCGUCCACCAGCCUUAAUAUCACCAACAACGGACAUUCCAUCCAAGUGAACUUCGCAGAUGACAGCGACAAAUCAACUCUGACAGGCGGACCACUCUCAGGCGUCUACAGACUCAAGCAGUUUCAUUUCCACUGGGGAUCUGCUGACGACAGGGGCUCUGAGCAUACCGUGGCUGGAACCAAGUAUCCUGCUGAGCUCCAUCUGGUGCACUGGCACACCAAGUACUCCAGCUUCAAUGAAGCUGUUAAACACCACAAUGGACUCGCUGUUGUGGGAGUUUUCCUGCAGAUUGGGAAUGAAAACCCCAGUCUCCAAAAGGUUCUUGACACCUUUAAUGCCAUCAGGAGCAAAGACAAGACAACUUCUUUUGAAAACUUCAACCCUGCUACUUUGCUCCCUGAUCAACUGGACUACUGGACUUAUAAUGGCUCUCUGACUACACCCCCUCUGCUGGAAUGCGUUACCUGGAUUGUCUGCAAACAGGCAAUCAGUGUCAGCUCUGAGCAGAUGGACAAAUUCCGCAGCCUGCUCUUCUCUGCUGAGGGUGAGGACGAAUGUUACAUGGUCAACAACUACCGCCCUCCCCAGCCACUCAAGGGUCGCCAUGUCCAUGCUUCCUUCAAGUAAUACCCCCCUGACCUUUGCUACAUUUUCUGCUCUGCUGCCCCCUGCCUUCCUUCUCUCUUUAGUCAGAAACCCAGAGUUCCUUCUAAUGAAGUGAUCCACAAAGCCACAUAUCUAUCUCUGUUUAAUUUAGGAAGAAAUGAAAGUCCCGAGGUUCAUUGCUUUCAGCGCUGAGUAGUCUUAACUGUGUGGAAUAAGCUAGCAAAAACGCCUUGCUAUAGUUUAUUAUAUUCGACAAACCAGUCACAGUGGCUGUGACACAUUUACCAGGAUUUUGCUUUAGAUGCCACAGUUUUAGGGACAUUAGACUAAGGUGUCUUGGUUAUAUUUGGAUCACUCAUAAACAGCACAAGGCUGAACAAUAAAGAUGAUUUGCUGUCAGCAUGGUUUUCUCAAGCCAGCAGGAAGCUUAAAGCGCAGGCUAGUUGCAGUAGGCAGGGGGUGAGGGGAUGAAACUAUAUCACCAUCUGUGAGAAGGGUAAGGUGCAGAUAAAUGACAAACAGGACACAUACACUCCCACUGGUAGUCUGUCUAUAAUCUCUGACUGACUGCCAGCCCUCAGCAUCACAGCAGCUUAAUGAAACGCUGCAGCCGCCUCCAUCACGACCGAUUGACUCAGAAAAUCCGCCUCUGGCGCACACACACACACACACACACACACA
This is a messenger RNA of Monopterus albus (swamp eel), 1817 nucleotides long. RefSeq names its product carbonic anhydrase 1-like. The coding region runs from base 375 to 1157 and encodes 260 amino acids. The record is from RefSeq and is a predicted model, not a curated record. Lineage: Eukaryota; Metazoa; Chordata; Actinopteri; Synbranchiformes; Synbranchidae. Gene Ontology annotation, cellular component: cytoplasm. Gene Ontology annotation, molecular function: carbonate dehydratase activity; zinc ion binding. Gene Ontology annotation, biological process: regulation of pH; carbon dioxide transport. The transcript has 7 exons.